UUUCUGUCAAUGACGACAUAACCUCUCUUGAAUGUUAUUAAUAUUAGCGAAGGUUAUAAAAUUUAAUAAAAGGCUUGUUGAAAUGUUUUUGUGUUAAUAAAUUUGAUAAUAACUUUUACUUUGCAUUUUUAAGAUUGUUAAGGGGGACACUUAAAACAAAUUACAAUGUGGUCUUGAAGAUAUAUGAAUUCCCUGAGUCUACAUUUAAUAUAUUUUAUUUAAGAAUGAAUUCUAACGUUAACCCAACUUACAAUUGGGUUGAUAUAACCGAAUAUUUCUUGAAUGCAGUUAAAGAUCUUAGUUUGGGGGAGCUUUUACAUGAUGGAACGUUUGGACUGUUUGAGGCAAUGUCUGCAAUUGAAAUGAUGGACCCUAAAAUGGAUGCUGGGAUGUUGUGUAAUCGAGGAACAAGGAAAAUAAAGUCAUUUGAUCAAGCAGUUAAGGAAAACAAGUUAAAACUUUCUAAAUUUACAAUAUCUGAACAAAUAGGAAUUAUCGAUACAACCUUGUCUUGUGUGGUGUCUUGGCUUGAAGGACAUUCACUUGCCCAAACUGUGUUUACAAAUUUAUACUUACAUAAACCCUACCUUAUACAGGACAGAACAUUGAAAGCAUUUUGUUUAGCAGUUUUUAAACUAUUAGAGAUCAUUAAAGAUUUUGUUCACAAAGCAAUGGUAUAUGAAGAAGAAGAUUUUCAACCAGUGCAGUAUGGUUACCACUUAUCACCUGAUAUUUCAGAACAGAGAACAAUUGGAAUGUUGAGGGAAGUAGAAGAGGAACUUCAUAAGAAAAGUCGGAAUAAAAAUGAUGAAAAGUCCACUGAAGAGAAUUAUUUGCAGAAUGAAGAACUAUCAGCUAUAUUUGCAAGAAUUAAAUUUAUGAGAGUGUUUUAUCAGUCACUGUUAAUGCUCUUACAAAGAAAGGAAGACAUACAGCCUCCAAUAAUUGACUGUCAGAGACUAUUCCAAACUGCUAUAGAUAUGCUGUUAGUAAUGCGCAAAACGGUGAAAUUAGGUGUUAUGCCUACAUGCGAAAAUUCUCAAAUACUAGGUUUCGAACCACUUAUAAACCAAAGACUACUGCCACCUACAUUUCCACGUUAUACAAAAAUUAAAGCCAGAAAUGAAGCAAUGAAUUACUUUGAGCGAAUGAUAGAUAGAUUAAAAAUAGUUUGUAAAAUUCAACAUGUGUCUUCAUUUCAUCAGGCAUUGGACUUUUUUAUAGACUUUAGUAAAGGAAGUCCGUGUAUUCUUUCAAGAUCUGCUUUGCAGUUACUUUAUUUGGGAAGCAAUACCACAAUAAUAGGCUCAAACAGUAACGUUCUAAAAGAUUUACUUAAAGAAUCGGCCAAAGCUUUUAUAUCACCACCAGCAUUAAUGUCAAAAACUAUUCUAACAAACCAACAGGCAAGGCUUUACGUCGACACAUUUCUCACACACUGCACCCGACCGUUUGCGAAUUUACUUCAACUUUGUGGUCACAAUCGAGCUAGGCAACGAGAUAAACUCGCUCAUUUACUGGAAGAAUUUACUGCUUUGCAAGAUGAGGCGGAAAGAGUAGACGCGUUUUUACAUAAUCUGUCGUUAAAUAGUACCUACGCACGGCCCCAUUUAGCAUGUUUCGGAACAUGGAUUUUGUAUCAUACAUUGCGAAUUAUGAUAAUGUAUCUAGUGGCUGGUUUUGAAUUAGAGCUCUACAGCGUUCAUGAAUAUUACUACAUUUACUGGUACUUAUAUGAAUUUUUAUAUGGUUGGUUAGUAUCAGCUCUAACUAGGGCAGAUAGUUUUUUGGUUGAACAGGAGUUAGUUGGCGAAAUGCAGAAAACGAAGGGGAACAAAAAAUCGAGGACGAAAUUUCGGAAAAAGGUGCGUCCAUAUCACAAGGACAUUAUUUUUUUUCAAGCCCUUCAAAAUAUGUGUGGAGGAUAUUACAAGGCACUGAUUGGGUUUAGAAUGGAAGGAAAAUUAAAAAUGCCUGAUCCUCAAUUUGAUAAUGAAAGGGUCAGGUAUGAGCACAGAUUUGCUCCCUUUCAAAACCUGCUCACACCUCCCCCUGUACCUUACAGUGAAUUUAGGGAUAUGACAACACCAUCCCGUUUUAAUCAACAAUCUGUCGACAGCAUAUUUCUUUAUAUUGCCGGUUGUAAACAUUUUCAUCAAGCCAGGCAGCUUUUAGAAACCAUUCAACCAUGCGACGAAGAGGUUACAGCUCUUCUAAAAAUAUGCAAAACCAAUUUUGUAGUAUUAAAAUUGUUAUCUGGGGGACAUAAAAAGGAAUCGAUUAAUCCCCCAAAUUUUGAUUUUACUUCACACCAACACUUUCCUUUAAUUAAAUGGCUCUGAUGAUAGGU
Agrilus planipennis (emerald ash borer) is the source of this 2350-nucleotide messenger RNA. RefSeq names its product N-alpha-acetyltransferase 35, NatC auxiliary subunit. The coding region runs from base 225 to 2342 and encodes 705 amino acids. NCBI's taxonomy places the organism in Eukaryota, Metazoa, Arthropoda, Insecta, Coleoptera, Buprestidae. Gene Ontology annotation, biological process: N-terminal peptidyl-methionine acetylation. The transcript has 13 exons. The record is from RefSeq and is a predicted model, not a curated record. Gene Ontology annotation, cellular component: NatC complex.